UGGCAGUCAGUUUGCUGCCGUCGCUGUUCGUGGGUGAAAGUCCGGUCCGCUUGGCUCCGCCACCUUUUUUGCCGCAUCUCGUAGAUACUUCACACGGGAAUCGCUCCUAUCCGGAUGCAAUUGUAUCUCGUGGAUUGUGCCGCCGUCAAGUGUCACUUGAAAAUUGUCAAAAUUGAAUUUACCGAACGUUAGUGAACAAAGGUCCUCCAAAUGGCCAUAACGAGUGUUUCGGCCUUUGUCUGGCUUCGAUUUUCGGACCAAACUCAAGGGCUUUCGGGAUUAAGCCAAAAGGUUCUGUAGAGAUACUUAAGUGCUAAGUGAACACAUCAAAAGCAUCGCCGUAUAGUGAACUACAUACAUAUAUCAUCUGUUUGUUUGAAUAUGCCUGGCAGGUUGAUUUCUGCUUUUCCCUCCACCGAAAGGCCAAAGUCACAGCGAACUUUUCCUCUGGCGAUGAGAGCUAAACAAAUGACACUCCUUCCAUAGGGGAGAGGGAUAGUAGGAGCCGUCAUCCCUCGCAAUCGCAAUCGCAAUUGCAGAAUGUGUGCCAGCGACGUGGAACCUUCAGUCUUCGGUAUAGUAACCUACCACUCCCACUGAGUGGCAGGAGGAGAUUCCUUAGACAGACACCUCUGAUUGAAUCGGCAACGACAACGGCAAAGGCGACGAAAACGAAUCCGAAUCCGAAAACCAGAACAAAAACGAAGGAAAUGCGGAAAAACUCAAAGGAAAUGGCGGCGAAUCGGAGGCGAAAGAAGACAAUCGGCAUGCUGACAUCGGGACUAAAAUCAGUAGUCAAGUGGAAAAUUAUUAUAUCAUCCAUAAUGCUGCUCUUAUUAAGUGGGACAAGUCACGUGCUGGCGGUGCGAAAGGGUCGCCUGAUGUCCCCCAGCACAUUCACCGCCCUCAGCGGGGACCUGCAUGUGCAGAUCCAGUUCAAUGGCAACGAGGUGUCCUCGGCGGAAGAGGAGGAGCACAGCCCAUCCACCCGGGAGCACUUGGGCACUGACGGGCGGGACUUGAGGACCAGGAACAACACCAUAAUGAGCACUUUAGUCAUUAGCAAAAUCAUUGAUGAAGUGGAGACACCGACUUCCACCCCCGAUGCAAAUGCCACCAAUAGCCAGGUGGUGCUCCAUCGCAGGCGCAAGGAGGUGGUGCAGAAUAUACCGGUCUUUCCGGAUCCCCGGUUCAAUGUCACCCAGGUGACGGUCCCAUGUCAGACCUUCUUGAUUGGCGGCCGCUACGAGAUGCAGGUGGUCAGCAACCUCAAGUCGGUGAAUCGGAGUGAGGUGACCACCACUUUGGUGCCGUCCCAGGACGAAAGAUUACUCCAGACCCUCGAUGUGCGAUGGCCCAGUGCCGAGAUGAUAGUGAGUCCAGUGCGCCUGAGGACCUAUCCCAAAAAUCCCGUCGAGGUCAAUCUGCGGUUUCCCGAGGUCAAUUGCAAUCAGUCAGGCAGCAGUUUGGCGCUACCGGAAUUCUGGCUGGAAUUAAUAUACUGCGGCAAGGAGAGGAGUUGCAGCCGGAAUAUGACCCCUUCCAGUGUCCUUUUUGCGGAGCAAAUCAGGGGAUUCCCGAAAAACAAGAGUCUGCACUUGGGAUGCGAACUUUUCGGACUGGCCGGGAAUUAUGCCGUUCAGCUGAGACCCAUGGUGCCCGCCCAGAAUGUGCCCACCACCCGGCGGCUACUGAGCGUCGAUUGGAGCGAUGAGUUCGUGUUCAACGUGUAUGCCCGCAGCAUUUUCCCCUGCGAUCCGCACACCGGAAUCGGUGUCCUCUACGAGUAUCCCGGCUGCAUUCUGGAGCAGGGCGACCGGGUGCGUCUGUACGCCAAGCUGAGGGCAGAUGUUGCCUCCCUGAAGCCACCGACCACGCUCCACUAUGUCUCCGAGCAGCGGGUGGUCAAGAGCCAGCACUCACUGUACUUCGCCUGCGAGCUCUUCUCGGAGAAAUACGUGGAGUACUGCUUCGUCUACGUCAGCCAGGCAAUUUCCGGUGCCGUGGCCGAUGUCCGGAUGGACUGCGUGCCCACGCUGCCCGUGAGCGAUUCGGAUACCGGUGGCUGGGGACCCUGGAGCGAGUGGACGCCCUGCUCUACGAAUUGCCUGGGAGGAACCCGCAAUCGCUACCGAUUCUGCGAUUCACCACCCCCGCGAUAUGGCGCCAAAUUCUGCGAGGGUCCUUCAGUUGAAACCCAGAAGUGUGGCAAGAGCAUCGCUGAUACGUGGGACUGCAUCUACGAGACAUCCGGUACGGUGAUAACCAAGGAGAACAGCACCGAGGUUAGCCAGGAAAUCGGACCAGGAUGUCGCUGUGGCUGCAUAGUGCAUCUGGGCUCCUCGAAGCCCAAAAGGAUCAUUGCGGGCGCCACACAAAGUUGUCCCGGCCGCUCCUUCUGGCUAAUACAGGUGGAUGGCGAGGAAAGCAUUUCGCUUGCCCUUAGUUUCCUCCGUUUGCCCUGUGCCUCCCAGUACAUAAAGGUGCGCGAUGGUCCGUCGCUUUCGUCCACUCUUCUCGUGGAACUCAAUGGCGGUGGGCUGAUCCUCAAGGGAGUGGGCGUUCCGGUGGCCAUCGAGUCGAGUGGUGGCCAACUCCUGGUGGAAUUCUCCGCCGGCGAUGGACCCUCGACGAAUGCAUCCACUGGAAAUCAGGAGGGAAAUGCAGCCUGCACCGGAGGAUUCAUGGCCAAUGUGCAGCAGCAGUUGGCAUCUAGGAGCAGCAACAGUAGUACCACUCUUGUGGCCGCCACCCGUUUGUCCGGAAAAAGUCGCUCUGUUUCCCAAAAGCCCAUGUCGCGUCUUCGUUUUACCCUGGUACAUCUAAGUGCCAUGAUCUUUGCCAGCAUCAUCAUCAUAAUAAGUGCCCUUUUAGGUGCCCAAUAUGUGGUGCGAUAUCGAAAGUACCAUUUGGCAGUUGCACGGCGUCAGGACGAAGGAUCCCGGCUUCACACUCCCAGGGCUUCGCUGAGUUCCCUGCAAGGACCUCCUUCACGAGCCAUGUCCACCACUACCCUGCUUUCGGAGGUCAUUUACAUGGUCAAGAUGCGACCCAAACACCAUCUGCGACACUCCAUUCUUCGCGAGAGCGUGGAUGCCGAGAAUCUGACCGGUGAGACGGAGUUCAAGGAGUCGGAUUCUCAGGGAAUGCUGGCCAAGUGUGCUGAAAUCAAGGAGUUGGGCAGCUCGGCCUCCAUGGUUACUCUGCGCAACGAACGAUCCUCGCCAGCUCGAUCUCUGGACACCGGCAGUGUCGUAGGAUCGCCCUCCUCCGCUGAAGCCGAACUGGCUGCGGUCCAUAGCAGCACUGAUGGCUCCAAGGCCUCGCCCACCGAUGAGGGUCUGGAGCCGCCCAGCUGCAAGGACAGUGCCAGGGACUCGGAAUCCAUCAUAUCCUCGGGCAUGAGCUCCCUGUGCAACAGUCCGCCGAUGAACAGCAAGCGGCUGAGCAAGUACUCCGAUCGCUACGAUGCGGUGACCCUCAAGCUGCUGUCCUCCAGAUUGGAUGAGAGCCUGCAGGAUGCCAGUUCGCUGCACUCGGUCACCGAAUCCUUCAGAUUGGGUCGCCUGGGAUCCCGCAGUGUCAGCACUUCCCUGACGAAUGGCUGCUAUUCCCCAGCUGCCAGCGUGGUGAGCACGGCGACCAUCCGGACGACCAGCAAUCCCAAGGAGUCCAAGGAUAAGCAGAAUCGUAGGAAACUGAUGACCCGACCAGGUUCAGAAUUUUCACUCGGAAAUCAGGAGGAACUCGAGCUGGACUACUACGAUUACAAUGUGAUCAAUGCGGGCUCGGCGCCGGGUUCCUAUCUGGGAAUGGACCCGGCAUACUUAAUCUGGAUACCGCCCUUCGAGGAGGUGGCCGAACGGGAAGAGGACGACAAGACACCAGAACCGGAACCGGAUCCCGAUCCCGAGAGAGAUGAACGGGAGCCGCUGUACGAGGAGAUCAGGAUGCCCAAAUACGGACAUUAUCUGAGUCCCGCCAGCAAUACGGAGUCCAGCAAGUCCACCACAGCUGAUAAUACACCCAGUUCCGAGGAGCGAUCACCGCCGGACAGUGGGCGUCCCUCGAAGGCCACCUCGCCCUGCGAUGGAGGGGAGAAGGGAGGGAAGGUCCUGCCCAAGCAGCCCACUCCAUUUAUGAGCAGAAAGCAGCGACGUCAGUCCAAACAGCAGAUGCAAUCUAAUUUGUCCAUCAGCGGCGGUUCCCUGGAUCGUGAACAGCGAACCAAACCGCCAAUUGAAAUGGCCGCCGUGCAUCAGAAAUUGGAUACCGAACUGGAACCAAACGAUUCGAUGACCGGCUCCUAUGUGGAAAAGGAAACGGCCGUGGAGAAAUCAUCUGGGGAUCUGCAGGAGUUUCUAUCCGACAUCGACGACAUCCAGUUUGCCGAUGAGAGCGGCAGCGAUUACGAGGCUGUAAACCUCAAGAAAGUAGUAACCAAAUCGGAACUCAAACUAAAUCAGGAUGAUGUUCGAUCCAAGCUUUUGCGAAGAAAAGGGACAAAGUCAAAGGAAGUGUCGGUAUAACCCCAAAAUAUUAUUGUACAUAAAUGCGGCACAAAAAAAGCGGUAUAUGUUUAGUUUAGUUUACGAUCUUGUAAAAUACGGGUAAAUAUAAUCUAUACAUAUGUCAGCACCAUAAGAAACGUAGACCACCUGGAGUAAUUGUGUUUUUAAAGCUAAGCCCUAAGCUCAUCUCAAUAAUUAUAAAUUGUAUACUUGAAAAACGAAAAGAAUGUAGAGCAAGCUCGUAUCUAGUCUCAAAGCUCUUAUAAGGCUAAUCUGUUUAAUCUCUCGUUACCAUGUAUAUAUCGUAGCUAAGGUUCACUGUAAUU
This is a messenger RNA of Drosophila takahashii, 4837 nucleotides long. It is a transcript of the gene gogo, whose product is annotated as golden goal. The record is from RefSeq and is a predicted model, not a curated record. Lineage: Eukaryota; Metazoa; Arthropoda; Insecta; Diptera; Drosophilidae. Gene Ontology annotation, cellular component: cell periphery.